UUUUGUGGGGUCAAAAUUAUUUUUUUAGUGGGGUCAACACAAAUUUUGCUUAAAACAAAACAAUAUUUUUUUAAAAGUAGUGGGGUCAGCUGACCCCCUUCCUCAUAUGCUGACUCCGCCCCUGCUCUCACGCAUCAUCGAGCUUGUGUUGAGAAGCAAAGAGGAGAAGAGCCGUCGCGAGAUGAAGUCUAUAGUCCUGAAGCUUCUCAGGGAACAGAACGGGAACAAUGUAGCUGAGAAUUUCAACGAGACGAUCUACUCCUCUUGCCAGAGAUGUUUAGACACGGUCUUGUCUCUGUUCAGACAGGACGAGAGUGAUGCUAAACAGAUAGGUGUGGAAGCUGAUAACCUCACGUGGCUGCUUGAUGUGUUAGCGGAAAGACAAGCUGCAAAGGAGUUUUCAGUCACGUGGGCUAACCAAACGGAGCUGGCUUUGUUACACGAGAAGCUUCCUUUGGUGUCUCGUUACCAUAUAAGCCGUGUGACGUCUAGGCUCUUCGUAGGGUUAGGGAGAGGAGAGCUGCUGCCUUCGAAAGACACUAGGCUUUUGCUGUUGACUACGUGGCUGCAGCCUUUGUUCAAGGACUAUAACUGGCUGCAGCACGGUUGCAGAUCGUUCGAUGGGAAGCUUGUGGAGGAAGGGAUAGGGAGGACGAUACUAACGUUGCCGCUGGAAGACAGUGCCGGUCCAACAUCUUAUGAUGCCCCAAGCCAAUUAAAAAAACUAUGCCCUUAUAUAUAUAAUUCAAAAUCGUAUAACAAGAGUAAAAUUCAUUGACCAAUUAACAAUAAACAAUCAUUAGAUUUUGCUGCAAUAUUUUAUGAAUAAUUGACUAUAGCUAAGAUUGGUUAACACAUAGAAAGAAAAAAUAAUAAAUUAGUCACAUACCUAUAUAGUACGCCUUGUCAAUAAAAAUACUAUGAUCGAAGAACUGAAGUUCAAACAAUAUAAACUAAAUUGGAAGCACGAUGGAACCGAAAAGAAGGAGGAAAAAAGAAAAUUGCUUAGUGGUUAAAUUUUAAUUAGGGUUUCCUUUUAAUUAUAAUUUAAAAUAUAAAUUUACUACUAAUAAUUUAAUAAUAUAUUUAACUACUAUAUUUUUAAAUAAACAGUUUAUUGAUAUUGUUAAAAGAUCCGAAAAAUAUCAUUUUUAUUAAUUAUACCCGAAGUAUUAUUUUAGCAACUUUACAAACUUGAAUUAUCUAUAAAAAAAAACUAAAAUAUGCCCCUUGAAAUUUGCUGCCCUAAGCGGCCGCUUCACCCGCUUAUCCUAAAGCCCGGCCCUGCUGGAAGAUCAGCAGAGGAUUUUGAUGUCUUGGCUUGGGAGCUUCUUGAAUGGUGGAGAUGGUUGUCCGAAUCUGCAGAGAGCUUUUGAGGUUUGGUGGAGGAGAUCGUUUGUUAGACCUUACUCAGAUCGUCAGGGUAGUGGGGUGUCUCAGACGGAUUCGACUUCAAAAGAGUGAUGGUUUUGUGAAGGUUGAGUAAAGCUUUGUUAGAUUUGUACAGUGAAUAACGUUAGCUGUGGAAACUGGAAAGUGUUUGGUUUUGCUGAUCUUUGAUUUCCGGUUUGGUUGGUUUCUGGUUUUGGUUUUUGUGGUUGAGUUUUUUUUUGUUUCCUUGAUGUUUUUGUAUUUUUCCAUUUUUCAUGAAAGUAUAAUGUUACUGGAUGUAUAUUUCUGAUUACAAAAAAAUUAUAUAUUUCUGAUUCCAUUUCUCUACCAAUUUUACUGUUUGGCUUGUACCACGUAUGGGCCUCUAACUAUGGGCUUUAGUUGCGAAGGCUUGAGAUCCUUGAACAUUAAAGAGGCUUAGGAUAUUAGUAUGAAGAUCACGAGAAACUGGAUUAGACAAGUAAAAUUAGCUUGAUGCAUCUUAUCAUAGAAUCUAGAGUUUGAGUGAAAUGAGUUGUAUUUUUAUAUGUUCUUAUAAAUAAUUUUUUUGAUGUACGAUUUUGGUUGUAAGUUUAAUAAUAUUUUAUUAUUCAUUUAUAGUUUUUCUAAAAACAAGAUACAAAUGUUUUAGGUAUUUUGUAUGUAGAGUCGAGAAAUGAAAUUGUGCUUUAAAAAAUGAGCAAUUUAGGCCGAAACAUAAAAAGAUCGCUAUAUUAGCGAAACACCAAAGACCAAAAGCUUAGGAGGAUGUGGCAGCCAAAGACGAGUGAAAAAGACAAGCUUACCCUUGACGCUUUAUGACUCUUCUUUUCGGCUGUAGGUUUCUAGGAUUUUAUUUCUCACACAAUAUAUUUAUCUAGAUUUGGCAAGAUAACAUAAAGAUCUCGUUUACAUUAUAAGAAAUUGCAUCGGUAAACACAAUGAUACAGUGUCUUCAAGAUAACUCUGACGCAAACAGCUGAUUAUGUGUUUCAACACUAUCAUAUCCAAUUCAAUAACCAACUUGUUUACUGUAAAGUAAAUAAAUUGUGAAAUAAGUUAGUAUUUCACUAAGUAAUUCUAGAUUUGGGUAUUGUAACACUUUUGGACGGAUAAGAUAAAGUUUAACCCGCGGGGGAUGUAUUUAGGUUAAAUAUUAAUUUAAUCGUGGUAAAUAUGGUAGUUGAUUUGACAUUGAAUUGCGUGGUAAUCUUGAAAUAACACAACAUAUAUGAAAAUGUAAACAUGUGAAAUGUGUUCGCCGAAGGAUCACAUGCAGCAGGUGCAAGGGCAUUGGACAUAACAAGACCACUUGCAAGAACCCAAUAUUAUAUUAGAGCCUAAACCCUAACACCUUAUAUGAAUAUAAACUCUAAACCCUUAGGAGACUCUAAACCAUAAACCCUUAUAUACUAUAAACCCUAAACCCUUAUAUUACCCUAUACCCUCACCUAUUCGUAAACCCUAAACCCUAGACCCUUAGGAGACUAUAAACCUAAACCCAUAUAUAACAUAAACCCUAAACCCUUUUAUGACAAUAAACCCUUUUCUGAAUCUAAAACCUAAACCCUUUUAUGAUUAUAAACCCUAACCCCACCAGUCCAAAUAUAAGGCUAAAUGCGUAGUCGUACAAGCUAUCGCGAGGCUUGGAUGAACAAUAUGUUUUGUAGCCUGUUAAUCAAGUUCUUAACCGGAAAAGUUUAUAUUAAUACUGUUUAUGUAUAUAUAUUUGUUGGAAAUGUCAAAUCGUUAGACAGCUAAUAUAAUAUAUACACGGUUAGAAAAUGAGUUACUUGAGAUAAAAAAUGACUUGUUGAUAAUGUCAAGUUCUUAGACAUCUAAUAUAAUAUGUACAUAGUUAACAAGUAAGUUAUUUGGGAUAAACAUGUUUGCAUUAUGUAUGGUACCAUAAGAAUCAAGAUCAUAGUUAUGACAUAUGAAAUGAACAUACAAAUAUUGUUUAGGUACAUCUGUUCGUUGGUACAUAUCAAAUUGUUGGACAGAUAAUAUAAUACUUACACCUUUAGAAAAUAGGUUACUUGAGAUAACACAUUAAGUAUCCUGACUAAUAAUUUUUUAAUCGUCUAUUACUUUUGGUUUGUGACAAUGCAUCAAAAAAAAUUGUAGCCGUCUAACACAACAUACAUUACAGUUUCCUUCUUUAUAACACGUAUAAAUGAAAUGAUUUCUGUCUAUGUACUGGUUCUUUCAACUAGCUUUGGCAUCUACGUAGAAUAAUAUCCGGUUAAAAUUUAUAUUGUCUCGAAAAUAUAUGUAAAUAUCUAUCCAACAAGAGUAACAUCUAGUAGCUUCUUCAACCAGGAGCACUUUAAUCAUAACCACCAUCAAAACACAACCUCCUCCGCACUUUAAUCACAACACCAUUAUUUCUGAGAAAAUCAUCUACUCCAAAUCGAGAAAGCUCGGACAAUCUGUAUCGGGAUCGAGCCAAAUAAUUUAUUAGCGGACAGAUUUAAAGUGACGACAUAAGGAAAUCACAAGAAGAUUUGAGAACUUUACCGUAAAGAUAGUUUCCUUAAAAUCUAGUGAUUGUAAACUGCAACAGAGCUUGGAGACUCAUGAAACUGACCGAAAUUUGCAUAGAUUGGAUCUGAAGAGAGGGAAUGUGAUUCUCUUGCAUGUUCUAGCAGGAAAAACUAGUGCACUUGCUUGCAAAAUCGAUGAAUCUGAUGAGUUAGAUGGAAACAAAGUUUAUUUGGAAAGAUGAAUGAGAAUUAAUGAAACAGAAAGUUUAUUUGGAGAAAUGAAAGAGGAAAAUGUGAACUGAUUUUGAAACUCAAACAAAUAAUAAGAGUUAGAUGACAUUAUAAUAUCUUAGACAAUCUUGUGUGCAGAGGAUAAAAUCUUACAAAAUCUUGGAAGAUUUUGCCUAUAAAUAACAGUAGUCUACAUGACUGUGUGAGUAGGGGAAACAAAGUUCAAAAACAUCACAUUUGUUUGAGAAAUAGUUGAAUUUGGUAGAUCACUAAAUACACCAAACUUCUUUAGUUGAGCACUAAUUUCUCUUAAAAAUCUUUGUAAACCAUAAUUGAAAGAGAUUUGUGUUUCAAAAGCAAAAUUGGCUUUGUAAUACUUUAUAACUUAAAAUUACUAUAUCAAAUGACAAAACAAAUAACAAAAUCACUGAAGUAUGGGCAUUAAGUUCAUAUCUCUUCGGAUGGAAAGUGUAACACCAAAGAAAAAAAACCCAUGUUAGUUACAUAAUUGUUCAUUGUUCUAUACGCAAAGACCAUGUUAUUUUCACAUGCUUCAAUAAAUAGAUGAUUUUAGUUACAUUGGAACAUAAUGCUUCAAUAAAUUUUGCUAACAUCAACAAUUAAUUUGUUUAUAAUGGGUACAAAUUGGCCUUGUUAAUUUUAUUCGUAUUCUUCUAUAAAUUUUGAACAUUAAUGAAAGGAAAAAUUUUAAAAUAAGAUACAAAGUAAAAGACUACAGUGUAAACUUUAAAAAUUAAUCAAAAGAAAAUGUUUUGAAGAUUGCUCAUGAAUUUUGGGCUUGUUCUUGAGUUUAAUGUCUCUCUUAUUGUUUGAUUAACUGAUGUGAUGCAACUUCAACUUGGAUAUCUUCAUUUGAUUUCAAAUAUAAGGGACUCAUAGGUAUUAAGAUUGUCUGGUUUCAUUUGUUUUGUUUCGCCUUAAAAAUGACAAAAAUUGUGCACUACACCUCCUCACAUUUUCAUCUAUUACUUGUUGUUGUAGUUAUUAGGUUGAUUUACCCUUUUUAAAAACUAGUAUCCAUGGCAAAUUCAGACGCAUAAAUUAUUAAGAUGUACAUCCCAAUUAAGAUACAUAAACUGGUCCAAAGCCCACCUAAAGACUGAAACAUUAGUUUUUCCCUACACAAUUACUUAGUUUGGAUUUUGAUGUUCAUGAGGUUCAUCAUUGUUGUCAUCACUUUCAAAGCUGAUUUGGCGAUGGCCAAAAGCAUAUUUUUGUAGGAUCUUCUGAGGCUUAUGUUGCUUAGGCAACUGAGCAUAAUGUCUCAUGCCUUCAGUAUCCUCUUAUCACUCAUGUACUCAUCAUCUCCCAUCUUUCAAAUCACUCCUAAAUCAGUCUGACCUCUGUCAUGCUUCUCACUUGACUCAGCAUCAAAAUGUUUUGAAGAUUGCUCAUGAAUUUUGAGCUUGUUCAUGAGUUUAAUGUCUCUCUUAUUGUUUGAUUAACUGAUGUGAUGCAACUUCAACUUGGAUAUCUUCAUUUGAUUUCAAAUAUAAGGGAUUCAUGGGUAUUAAGAUUGUCUGGUUUCAUUUGUUUUGUUUCGCCUUAAAAAUGACAAAAAUUGUGCACUACACUUCUUCACAUUUUCAUCUAUUACUUGUUGUUGUAGUUAUUAGGUUGAUUUACCCUUUUUAAAAACUAGUAUCCAUGGCAAAUUCAGGCGCAUAAAUUACUAAGAUGUACAUCCCAAUUAAGAUACAUAAACUGGUCCAAAGCCCACCUAAAGACUGAAACAUUAGUUUUUCCCUACACAAUUACUUAGUUUAGAUUUUGAUGUUCAUGAGGUUCAUCGUGGUUGUCAUCACUUUCAAAGCUGGUUUGGCGAUGGCCAAAAGCAUAAUUCGAACUGCUAAGAAAGAGAAAAGUUUCAUUAUUGGUGACAAGAUGGUAACCAAGGCUAUCUAGAACACUGCUCCCAUCAUUUUGUUGGUUGCUGCCGACGAUGGUAUGAUUCGAUUCCUUAUCAUCUUCUUUCAUGUUUAUUUUUGUAGGAUCUUCUGAAGCUUAUGUUGCUUAGGCAACUGAUCAUAAUGUCUCAUGCCUUCAGUAUCCUCUUAUCACUCAUGUACUCAUCAAUCAUCUCCCAUCUUUCAAAUCACUCCUAAAUCAGUCUGACCUCUGUCAUGCUUCUCACUUGACUCAGCAUCAAACACUUUUCUUCUUCUUCUUCUUCUCCUCCACCACCAACGAUCAUCACUUCUUUCCCAACAAAAAACACAUCUCCACCAUUAUCGUUUUUCAAACUUUCUUUCACUUUGACCUUGGUAUCCACAAGUAUUGGCCGAAUGAAACCGUUCCAGCUAGACUUCGCAGAACCAUCCCCAAAAACCUCUUGUGAAAUCUUGCAAGCAGCUCCAAAACCAACAUGUUUUCUGAAUCUUUGUCACCUUCUCCAAAUAUCUUCUUCUUCUUAUUCACAUAGUCUAUUUGCGCCAUCUCAAUUAUUGAACCAACAAUCUCUUUAGGUCUCUCAACCAGUUAUGGACCAUUUUUCUUCUCCUCAACAUGGUUCCCAACUCAGCCCGAAAUGUUAGCUACCACUCUAUUUCUCGAGGCAGCUCAAACGGGAGCGGCUUCUUCAGGUGGUUUAUUGCUUCACGAGUUAGGCAUAGUUUGAUCAAAAUAUCACAAAUACAUAACAUUAACUUUGAAAAAUAAAAAAAACCCACUUAAGUCUAAAAACUAUAAAUAAUUUAUAUAAGAUUUUUUUUAUAAAUAGCUUCAAAGUUUAAAGUAUAUUUAAUUUUGUAUAAUUAUAAAUAUUUUAUUAUUUAUAUUUUAGUAAGAUAUAUGUUUAUUAAAGAUAUGAUAAGCAAAAAAAGGUUUAUGUAUUUAUAUAAAUUAGAAACAAUCAUCACCAAAGUCUUAAAUGGAUAAGAUGAAGAAGUAUAGUAGUGUAUAUAAUUUCCAGUUUGUAAUAAUAUUUCAAAAAGUUACUUUAAUCUAAUGGUUAAUGUGCCUAUUUAAAUGGGUAUUAAGGCAUGGGUUCGAGUUCUGAAAUGGACAUAUUAUUUUAAAAAAACAUUAGAUCACAACGAAGUCAAUUAUGUGGAUUUAUGCACGUUUUAAAAAG
Messenger RNA from Brassica rapa (field mustard), 7182 nucleotides. Its product is annotated as BTB/POZ domain-containing protein At3g50780-like. The record is from RefSeq and is a predicted model, not a curated record. NCBI's taxonomy places the organism in Eukaryota, Viridiplantae, Streptophyta, Magnoliopsida, Brassicales, Brassicaceae.